GGAAGCAGCCCGGCAGGAAGAAGGGUGUCCCGUGCUCAGCCCCUUGAGUUGGCCUCUCUUCCCUGAGGGCUCUUUCAGCUUCUGAUGGAUGCACCGUGUGUUGCUGUUUGCCCUGGGAAGCCCAGCUGCACGCUGGCAGCCGUGGCCUGUGCAUCAGCCUCCCUUUGAGGCCCUUGAAGUGCAAAUGUGGGUAGGAUGAUGUGAAUUGUAGCACUGGGAGUGGGGAGGAGGAGAUGGCAGCAGGAGGGCUGCAGGUGAAGGUGCCUCAGGCCCAGAGCUGAGCCCCAAAGAAGGAGCUGGUUGCAAAGAGGUAAAGUCACUCCCACUGUUUCUAAGCAGGAAUUGCUUCUUAAGUCUUGGUCUGGAUCCAGCAGGGGUUGAGUCCUGUGCUGCAGCACCUGGGGGCUGGGGCUGAGCCCGUUCCCCGGGGCUGUAGCGCAGAGGAUAGCUGCAGGCACUGCCUGCUGGUGUGAGUGCAUCACAUGGGUUUGUGGGCGGGCAUGUGAAUGAAGGAAAAGGAGUCAGAUUAAAAUGGAUGUGCCUUCAUGGCACAGAUCUUCUGCAGAUCUGGCCUUCCUAAGCCAGAUUCUGGCUUCUGACAACAGGUCCUUUUCUCUAGACUCAGACAGCACAGAGUAGGUCUCCUGUUCCUCCAGAGAACAUUCUUGGCUGUCCUAUCACUGAAUCACAAGACAGCAAUCAUUGGAAAGCCCCAAUUGAAGGAAGAAGCAGCAGAUUAGUGGGCAGAGUUGUAGCUAGGAAAACAAGCGGCCAGGGCGAGUCAAAGCAUCCUCCAACUUGAGCCAGUUGGAGGAUGACAGCUGACAGUUCCUGUGUGGGCAAGGAAGACAUGGGCUUCAUCAGGAAAGAGCACUUGUGGGAAUACAAGGACUGUACAGAGCAGCAGCUGUGGAGCAAGAUAAACAGCAUGGGAAGCAUGGACACCUCUAGAAGAAGAAAGAAUGGCUCGUGGCUCUGCUCAGAUAAGUGCCCACAUGAAUGGCUGAAGAGUGUUUGUGGAAUGUUCUGUUGACACGUAGGGCUGAGUGGGAAAGCUAGAAAGAGCAAACCUGUGAAGGUAUAUAAGUGAUGUGAGGACUUAUAAUGAACGAUUUGGAUGGUUCAUGUCUGAGACCAUGCAUCAGAUGCUGCAGCUCUCUCAGAUUCUCCCUCGUUCACCUCUGGGAUCUCUAAAACACUGGGGUACAUUUGGUGGGGAACCUCUGACUAUUAAGAAACUGAAACGUUACUGUGGGUAUAAAUCAGAUGAUGGGAGAAGAGUGGCCAGAAAUGGGAACUUUGAAUUCUAAGAAGACAAUGGCUCUAUUAAUUUUAUUUUGCUGUGUAGAUAAGUGGGAUGGAAUUGCAUGUGUUAACUUGUUCUUUAUGUUGUGAAAUGAUGCUGCAGGGCUCUGCUCUCUUCCCCGACUUCCCCUUCCUGCAGCAGCCAUUGCAGCUGACUUUGAGUUCUGCAGAGUGUGGGAGUGUCAUCUCAGUGUGGGACUGUCACCUCCACCCCGCGCUGCUUAGAGGCACUUCCUCCAAAGCAAGUGGCCCUGCGCACAGUUGGGUGUCUCAGCAUCCUUCCAUCCCCUUUCCCGUCUGUGGGGAUGGGGAGCACAUGGAGGUACCACUUAGGGCUGAGUGAGGACAGGGUCAGAUCUGCAGCUAUUGCUGCACCUGGUGCUGUGUCUGCAGUGCAACCCUGGGCCUGAGCAAGCCCCAGAGGUGCACUGGGGUGCUCUGCGCCUCCACCUCGGCUGCUGGGAGGGGCACAACCCACGUCGGUGGGCUCAGUGCUGGAGGCCUUGGGGGUGCAGAGCCAGUGUUGGGCAGCCAGCCCAAAGGAAAGAAGCCUUGGGGCUGUUUUUGUAUUGCAGUGACUUUGCUUCCGCCACGCUGGCAGCGUUUCGCUCGCACUUCCUUCCCCCCCAGCUCACACUGGUGACAUUUUGGUUGUUCCCAGAAGAGACAACAGGCUGCAGCUCCUGUGGCCGCCCAGCACCGGCCCAACCUCUUUCACCUCUCGCAGGUCCCACACCUCACACCUCUGCACCGAGCUGACAUCUGGAGCACUGGUUGUGCUGGGCACGCUGACACUGCAGCACGGUGAGCAGGUGCUAUGAGGGAUGCGCUGCCAGAAGCGCGCUGUGCUGGCGCUGUUGCUGUGCGUGCCGCUCGGCCUGUGGCUGCUGUUCCGGGCCUCCAUGUCCGGCCUAGCCCUCCCGCCGUCCCUCCCCACCGUCCGCUGCUCCGCCGGCGCCAACGCGUCCGCCUGGUUCAGCGCCCGCUACGACGCGGCCGUGCGGCCUCUACUGACGGGCCCGGCCCACGAGCUGCCCCCGGACGUGGUUCAGUGGUGGCUGACCCUGCAGGGCCCCCCCAGCACCGCCCCGCUCCAGAACAUCAUCCAGAAUCUCUUUGCCGUCCUGCCGGCCCCGAAUGGGAGCGUGUGGGAUCCGUCCGGCUGCAGGACGUGUGCCGUGGUGGGCAACUCGGGGCGGCUGAAGGGGUCCCGCCAUGGCCCGCAGAUCGAUGCCCAUCACUGGGUGCUGAGGAUGAACAGAGCUAAGACGGCAGGUUUUGAGGUGGAUGUCGGUGCGAGGACGACACAUCACUUCAUGUACCCAGAGAGUGCGAUGAACCUCUGGCCUGGCGUCCACCUUGUCCUCGUCCCCUUCAAGCCACUGGACCUGAAGUGGGUGACCAGCGCCUUUUCCACAGGAGAGCUCACACACACCUACACAAGAGUGAAGCAGUUCAUCAAAGCUGACAGAAACAAGGUGCUGAUCUUGAGCCCAGCCUUCCUCAAGUACAUCCACGACCGCUGGACGGAGCACCACGGGCGCUACCCCUCCACCGGCUUCACAGCGCUGCUCUUCGCCUUGCACGCCUGCCAGCAGAUACAGGACUGCACACGGCAGGUACUCACCUUGGGUUGGCUAACUGCUUGUGCAGUGAUGGCUCUGCUGGCAUGCCACAGGUCUCUGUGUUUGGCUUCGGAGCUGACAGCAAAGGGAACUGGCAUCACUACUGGGAAGAAAACCGCUGGUCUGGAGCCUUUCGCAGGACAAGGGUCCACGAUGCUGAUGUUGAAUUCAGCCUCAUCCGGAGACUGGCAGAUGAAGGCAGAAUAUUAUUCUAUCAAUGACACACACUCAAGAAACGAGGCCAAGCUGUUCGCACAAGAACUGGCAGCUGCAGCGGCUCUUUAGCUUGCUUCUGCCCCUCGCUGGCCGGGGCAGCCUACGCUUGGUGUGUGUUGCGCUGGUCCCACUAGCUCAGCGCUGCGGAUAGCAGUGAGCAUGAAUGGCAGUGGAGCUCUGCUGAGCCUGGGAGAUGCCUGUUGCAGGUCCUGGGCUUCUCCAAAGAGGACAUGGAAGGGCAGGAGUGGGGCUAACUCUGUGCUUUCAGAGCCCACAGUUCAGGUGUUACACAGCAGAGCUGCUGUAACCGGACAGUGUGCACACAGCCAGCUGCCAGUGCAGCUCUCAGGGCAUGGAGCUGAGAUUUCCACCCUCUGAAGGCACGUGGGAAGGUUCGCUGCUGUUCUUUGGGCAGGUGGGGAGUCUUUACAGAACUAAGGAAUAUAUUUUUAUAUUGUACCAAAGGAGAGUAAGAAACAAAAAACUGAAGCACGCUACGUCAGAACACAGCAGAGAUGAGUUAAGCUGAAAUGAAGCGUUGAAUAAACUUUGACAGCACACGCAGA
This is a messenger RNA of Coturnix japonica (Japanese quail), 3712 nucleotides long. RefSeq names its product CMP-N-acetylneuraminate-beta-galactosamide-alpha-2,3-sialyltransferase 2-like. Lineage: Eukaryota; Metazoa; Chordata; Aves; Galliformes; Phasianidae. Gene Ontology annotation, cellular component: membrane. Gene Ontology annotation, molecular function: beta-galactoside (CMP) alpha-2,3-sialyltransferase activity. The record is from RefSeq and is a predicted model, not a curated record. Gene Ontology annotation, biological process: sialylation.